Messenger RNA from Rhizophagus irregularis DAOM 181602=DAOM 197198, 243 nucleotides. The record is from RefSeq and is a predicted model, not a curated record. NCBI's taxonomy places the organism in Eukaryota, Fungi, Glomeromycota, Glomeromycetes, Glomerales, Glomeraceae.
AUGUUGAAAAUUCUUAAUGAUUUGAGAGAAGAGCCUGUACCGAACACGAAUGUUAAAUUUAUUGAACUUUAUCAAUGUAACAAAGAACCGGAUGAACGACCACAUAUUUCCAAAGUAAGUGAAGUAAAUAUUAUUGAUUUUAAAAAUAAUAAUGUGUCUACUGUUUCUUAUCAUAAAGGAGGAGAAGAAAGUAUUGUACAUUCUUGUCAAAUUGUUUUAAAUAAGCUUAGUCAAGAACUUUAG